GCUCGGCCCCGCGGCCGGGGCUCCCCCUGCCCUCUUGGGGCUGGAGAGGAGCCUUUCCCCGGCCGGGGCUGCUCCCAGAGGUGUGAUGUGGCUCUUCGGAAAGUGACAGCCGGAGGAGGAGCAGCAGCGCCGGCGGGCAGUUCCUCCCCCCGGUCCCGGCUCCCUGCUGCCUCCCAUGCCUGCGUGGCCCCACACCGGGGCGGCGGCCCCCCGGGAGGAGCCGGGGGAGGCGCUGCUUUGAUGGCCCUGGACGAGAAGCGGGAGAAGAGCGCGUCCUUCACCCCCAUGAUGAUCGAGGAGGACGCCGCCCUGCGGAACGGCAGCAGGGGGCUCUCGGGCCAGUGGGCGGACGCGGUGGGGGUGAGACCCCGCACCACGGAGCGGCACAUCACGGUGCACAAGCGUCUGGUGCUGGGCUUCGCCAUCUCCAUCCUGGCUCUGCUCGUGGUGACCAUGAUCGCGGUGCUGCUCAGCGUGCGCUUCGAGGAGUGCAGCACUGCGGCCGCGGCAGACAGCCCGGCCCGGGCGAGCGGCAACGGGAGCCUCCCCGGGGCUGCCCGGCUCAACCACGACGCUGGGGAGCCUCUCGGGCGCCAGGAGGAGGCGCCGGGCGAGGAGGAGGAGUGGCAGCAGCGGCGGCAGCCACCGCCAUGGACCCAGUUGCGCCUGCCCCGGCACCUGAGACCCCUGCACUACAACCUGAUGCUCAGCGCCUUCAUGGAGAACUUCACCUUCUGUGGGGAGGUGAACGUGCAGAUCGAGUGCCUGAACGCCAGCCGCUACAUCGUGCUCCACGCCCACCGCGUGCACAUCCAGGCAGUCCAGGUAGCCGAGGACAAGCUCUCCGGCGCCGUGCGCGUCUCCAGCUUCUUCCUCUACCCGCAGAACCAAGUCUUCGUGGUGGUCCUCAACCGCAGCCUGGAAGCGCAGAGAAGUUACAACCUCAAGAUCAUCUACAGCGCCCUGAUCGAGAACGAGCUGCUGGGCUUCUUCCGCAGCUCCUAUGUGCUCCACGGGGAGAGAAGAUUUCUUGGUGUUACCCAGUUUUCUCCUACUCAUGCCAGAAAAGCCUUUCCUUGCUUUGAUGAGCCCAUCUACAAGGCCACUUUCAAAAUCAGCAUCAAGCAUCAAGCAACCUAUUUAUCUUUGUCCAAUAUGCCAGUGGAAACUUCUGUUUUUGAAGAAGAUGGAUGGGUUACGGAUCACUUUUCGCAGACCCCCCUCAUGUCCACGUAUUACCUGGCCUGGGCAGUGUGCAACUUUACAUACCGGGAGACUACCACUAAGAAUGGGGUUGUAGUGCGAUUGUAUGCAAGACCUGAUGCAAUCAGAAGAGGAUCUGGGGACUAUGCACUGAAUAUUACAAGGAGACUCAUUGAGUUUUAUGAAGACUACUUUAAAGUGCCAUAUUCCCUACCAAAAUUAGAUCUAUUAGCUGUGCCUAAGCAUCCGUAUGCUGCUAUGGAGAACUGGGGACUAAGUGUUUUUGUGGAGCAAAGAAUACUGCUAGAUCCAAGUAUUUCUUCCAUAUCUUACUUACUGGAUGUCACCAUGGUUAUUGUACAUGAACUAUGCCACCAGUGGUUUGGUGACCUUGUGACUCCAGUAUGGUGGGAAGAUGUAUGGCUAAAAGAAGGUUUUGCUCACUAUUUUGAAUUUGUUGGGACAGACUACCUCUAUCCAGGCUGGAAUAUGGAAAAGCAGAGAUUUCUGACAGAUGUCCUACAUGAAGUAAUGCUGCUCGACGGCUUGGCCAGUUCACAUCCAGUAUCACAGGAGGUGCAGCGAGCCACAGACAUUGACAGGGUGUUUGACUGGAUCGCCUACAAAAAGGGUGCAGCUUUAAUUCGAAUGUUGGCUAAUUUUAUGGGUCACUCUGUAUUUCAGAUGGGCUUACAAGACUAUUUGACAAUUCACAAGUAUGGCAAUGCAGCCAGAAAUGAUCUCUGGAAUACCCUGUCAGAGGCUCUAAAAAAGGUUGGAAAAUUUGUAAAUAUCCAAGAGGUAAUGGCUCAGUGGACGCUACAGAUGGGUUACCCUGUUAUCACCAUCAUGAGAAAUGAAACUGCAGACAAUAUAGUAGUAAUCUCCCAAGAGCACUUUAUUUAUGACAUUGAUGCUAAAACCACAGAUCCUGAUCUUAGAAACAACAGCUACUUGUGGCAGAUUCCACUAACAAUUGCAGUAGGAAAUACGAGCCACAUCUCUUCAGAGGCAAUUAUAUGGGUGUCUAACAAAUCAGAACAUCACAGAAUUGCUGCUUUAGACGAGACAAGCUGGUUGCUGGGGAACAUCAAUCAGACUGGCUAUUUUCGGGUUAACUAUGACGUGAGGAAUUGGAGGUUGUUAAUUGACAAACUAAUGAGGAACCAUGAGGCUAUCUCUAUCAGUAAUCGAGCAGGUUUGAUCGAUGAUGCAUUCAAUCUAGCCAGAGCUGGCUAUUUGCCUCAGAAUAUUCCUCUGGAGAUUAUCAGAUACCUUUCCGAGGAGAAGGAUUUUCUGCCUUGGCAUGCUGCCAGCCGAGCUCUUUAUCCUCUAGAUAAAUUGCUGGACCGCACUGAAAACUACAACAUUUUCAAUGAAUAUAUUUUAAAACAAGUUGCAACGAUGUACCUCAAACUUGGAUGGCCAAUGAAUAAUUUAAACAGAUCCCUUGUUCAAGCUGCCUACCAACACGAAGAAUUGCGUCGAGAAGUCAUCAUGCUGGCCUGCAGCUUUGGUAAUAAACACUGUCACCAACAGGCUGCAACGUUAAUCUCAGAUUGGAUUUCCAGCAAUAGAAACCGAAUCCCACUUAACGUCAGAGACGUCGUUUACUGUACAGGAGUAUCACUGAUGGAUGAAGAUGUAUGGGAGUUCAUUUGGAUGAAAUUCCAUUCUACCACAGCGGUAUCUGAGAAGAAAAUAUUGUUAGAAGCCUUAACUUGCAGUGAUGAUAGAAACUUGUUAAACAGGCUUCUGAACCUGUCUCUCAAUUCAGAAGUUGUCCUGGAUCAAGAUGCAAUUGAUGUCAUAAUCCACGUAGCUCGAAAUCCACAUGGCAGGGAUCUUGCUUGGAAGUUUUUCAGAGAAAAAUGGAAAAUACUAAAUGCCAGAUAUGGAGAAGCAUUAUUUAUGAAUUCCAAACUUAUCAGUGGAGUCACAGAAUUCCUUAAUACUGAAGAAGAACUAAAUGAGCUGAAGAAUUUUAUAAAGAGCUACAAAGAAGGAUCUGCCUCCUCUUUCUCUCGAGCUGUGGAAACAGUGGAAGCCAAUGUACGGUGGCAAAUGCUUUAUAAAGAAGAACUAUUCCAGUGGCUAAGAAAAUCCCUGAAACACUAAUCUGUUUCUAACUAGCCGUUUAAUGGGAAGUUGUGGAAGAGGAGGUGCAAUAUGUGAAAAUCUGAGAGCGUCUGACAUUGAAAUGAAGACAAGAUCAGAAUUGCAGGGAGUUUUCUUGCACUGGGCUCUUAUUAAAACUGUAAAGGAACUCUUGCAAGAAGAGGUGGUCAUGACUGCUUGUGAAAUCCAGUCCUCAGUGUACAUGACCAAACCUGAUAUUAAGUGGUGCAUGUAAAUGUUACCGUCAGUUUGAAAAAACUUCAAAGAGUGUUUUGUGCAUGGUUGUAUGGCCCCUGCCUGUAUUUCAGCAUGCUUACUUAUAAUGACCAAGUUUUGUAUGUGAAUUCCUGUUACAUCAAAGAUGGGCAUUAUGCAAAAGCACAAAGACUAUCUAUGACAAUCAGUGUUGCAAUGAACAGAAGUAAUGGAAAAAAGGAGAGGAAAGAUUGUAGGGCUCCAAACACAGGGGUGGCAUGAGAUGUAAAGUCAUCCUUACAUGAUAGAUGCCAAUCAUUUCAGCACUCAGAUUGUCUCUUAAUGAUUAUAGGGAUGCCAACUCAUUUUUGAGUUGCCAGUUGUUAUAUAUGCAGUCUCCCCAUUUCUGUAUUUAAAUAAAGUGUACAUACAUUGAGAGACACCACUCACCUAGUACACUGUAAUUUCAUAAGCUAAUUAUAUUCACUGCUGAUCAGUGAAAAAAAAACAUUUUAAAGCUCUAAUCAUAAAUGUAUACAAUGUUUAUGAUGAGAACUUUGCAUAGCUACUUGGACAAAAUCCAUAAACCACCUCCUCUGAGUGAUUUUAUGAGGCAGUGGUAUUCUGGAUGUGCUACUCAAUCUGUGUAGUAAUUACACAGCUGCUAAUGCACAACUAUCAUAAAUACUCAUCAAAUUCAAAUGGAUAUAGGCAAAAGUGGAGAAUAACCUGGAUCUAUGAACACAAAAUUAACCAAUAAAGCUAUCUUGCACGUGGAAGGCCAGCCUCUGUGAUGAUCUAGUAUAAAAGACAAAUAACCUAGAUACUCCAAGAUUGUGUCACCAUUUGAGUGAUAUUUUCACUCAAAUACACUCUUAUCAUUUUUGCCAACUCUUUUUUUAAUGUUAAAUACGGAUAUAUAUUUGUAAUGGCAACUGUUAAGAAAACUCUUCUACUUCUAUUUCCCUUUUCCUGUGAUUCACAUAAAGUAUUCCAGAAUUCUAAACAUGAAUAUGAGUUUUUUUUCCUCCCAAUCCUACAAUUUACUGAAUUUGCUAGUGUUUAAUGACAUUCUGCACCAUUGGUGGCAUCUACGGGGAAUGAAGACUGAUGUUCUCAUCUUAGGCCCAAAAAGUCUCCCAUGCUAUGCAGCGUGGAGAAGAGCAGAACCACAGAAAGAUCACAGGAAGUGGGUUGUGGUAGUUCAGAGGUGGGGAUAGACAUAGUAUUUCUGCCCCUGCCAUUUAAUUGUUUCUGGCCCUUCUGCAACAUGAGAGGUCAGCUCUGUAUAGCUGGGGAAAUGUGGCCACCCAAUGUCGGGAACACUUUACACAGCAGUUCAACUCACAAAAUGCAGCAUAGCAGUAGUAACUCAUCCUCAACCAGUUUUUCACAGAUGGGUCACAAGUGAGCACUGUGCGAGGAACCAGCCAAUAUCAGCAUAUUGAACUGGCAGACUGGAGUCCCUACAGUGGUGUGAGGGGAGAAUAGACUCUCUAAUAUAGCCUCUUGUUCCUGUGGAACUCUGGUCCUCAAGAGCUGAUAGCCACAUUCCCUGAGUAUCCUUCUCUACUACCAACUAUACUAACAUGAGUUAAUGCAGCAGAACAGCACCAGCCCAGGAGCAACAGAUCUCUACCGUCUCCUUCUGUGUCAAGUGUGACCUUACAAAAGAAGAGGGAGUCCUCUGCUUCUGAUAAGCCCUAUACAUUUUGUGCUGAAGUAUUAACGAGCUUGUCCCAGAGACAUUUUCAUGUCUGUAGAGUGAAAUACUCUGUAUGUAUCUUUUACCUACCUCACAGGGAUGUUGUGAGGCAUACUUAAUGUUAGUCUAGCACUUCAGUAUCCUCUGAGGAAGGCACUUAAAAGUGCAGAGUUGUUGUUUUGUGGUUGGCCAGACUGCCUCAACACCAGUAUGUAGCUGCACUUUUAAAAUUUGAUGACAAAAUACCGUGUAGAUCUGUCAUAUUAAAACAAAGCCAGAAUAUGCAUACCAGAGCCCUUGGCAAGUCCCUUCAAACCUUUGCUGGUCCAAGAAACUAGAGGAACCUAAAUGCUUAAACAUGGGCUUGGAAAUUUCAGUAAAAAGAUGUCCUUUUUUUGUUGUGCACAGUGAUCUGAAUAGCUCAGAUUGCAUUCUGCCAUCUCAUUGUUCACUUGGUUGUCACUACAGUUUGAACUUGGGACAUUUGGGACACAUGUAGAAGUUUCUGACCUUUCCAAUGAUAAUGGGCUAAUAUAAAGAACAACCUGACACAUUACAAAGUUGUGAUUUGCUUUUAGUCAUGUGAAUUCCAGAGUGCAGAGCAGUUUUCAUUAUUGCUUUUUUAGAAAUAGAAUUCUAAUGGUUUUUAGUCUUUUCUAGUAAGUUACACUAAUGCUGGAUGCAAGUCUAACAUUUUACUUGCUGUAUUUAAUAUUUUAGUGGUAUUGAGAGACUGGUCUACCACAAGUAUACCAUACAUACCAUGUACAUACCAAUUGUUGUAUUGCAUAUAAUUAUUGUAUUAUAGUGAUUUCAUAUUACUGCUAGAGUUAAGGUCGAGUUGGCCCUUUCCAUUAUAAAUCCCUAAUGUUUAUUUUUUUAAUAUUUUGUAUUUUGCUGUUUUGCAUUGAAUCAGGCUUAAAUUUAAAUGGCUUAAAUCAAAUAAAACUAUCGCUGUUUUUUACAGUACUCAGAAACCCUGCAUCUAGGUAUGUCUUCGGAUUAUUUUCUUUAUAAGUUCCAGACAGUGAUGUAUUAAAGAGCAGCUGAUACCUCAUGGAAAGCCUUACAAACAUUCUUCUUAGGAAAAAAAACUGUUUAUCUUGUUAAUUUUUCUCCUUUGUUCCCCUGUCCAUAACUAGAGAUGGGUCUUAGCUCCAAAAUUUGGAUUGUGAUCCAGAUUUUGAACAUUCUAAACCUCAAUGGACGUUUUUUGUUUGUUUCAUUCAAAUACAGGUUUUUUUGUUUGGUCCAUUGUAACAAGAAGGAAUAAACUGCAACAUUUGGAAUUAUAAUGCAGUUUGGGUUCUGAACUCCCCCAAAGCACCAGGGGUGUUUUGAUAUUGCAAUUUAGGCCCACCUCUACCCUUAACAUUUGUAUGAACUCAGAAUCAUGAUCUUUAUUCCUCUUCUAUAGCCAAUGUUUAUGCCUUACUGGAUAAUGUAGGGGAAAAUCGACAGUAGACACAAAUAGGUGCAACUCCAUAGUAAUACGAUAAUUUAUUGUAUUUGUAUAAUACCCUCAGGCAGAAAAUCUGAUGGUUCCUUGUUGCCAGUAGAGUUAACCCAACUUAUAUCAGUGGUGAAUUUGGCCCAUAAUAAGUGGUGGUAUCAUAACAUAGCUGCUAAUGAUGACUAGACUAAAGUUAUAUGACUAUUUUUUUUCUUAAACCAAGUUUUACCCGUGUUUUUGUUGGAUGCAUGUGAGCAUUAACUUUGUUUGAUAUAAUAUUUAAUUAACUAGGGCCAGGUACACCUGAAAUCUUGUGAUCCUUUCAGCGCUAUGGUAUGAAUUCUAAUCCUAUAACAGUAGUUGAAGGUGGAUUUUAUGUAAUUUUGGGGUUGUGAGUAUUUCGCACACUUCUAAAUGUCACACAGAAUUGUGACCUCCAUUGGUUCCAAUAAACUCUUUCACAGCAAAGAUCCCGAUUCAUCCAAUUAACUCUUUAGUAAUAAAGAAUAAAAGAGAAAUAACUAUAUAGACAUAUUUACUAAAUCUAUUAUAUACAUGAGUCCUACAGACAAGUUUCCCAUAAGGUGUCAGCAGCUCUAUUUAUUUUUUGUAGACUAUUGCAAGUAGGAAAAGCAACAUUUUCAAACAUAGGUGCCAAUAUUUUAAACACCUAAAUAAAAGGGGCUUUAUCUUUCAGACCUGCUGAUCACUAACUAUUCCCAUUGAAAUCAAAAUGUGGUGAGCAGAGCUCAUUGAAAAAUUCAAGAUUUUCCAUGAGAGAAAAGGGACACAUUUUUCAUAAUUGGUUUUCAACCACCUCUAGUGGCGAAUGCUCAGCAUUUCUCAGUAUUGGCCCAGACUAUUGGUUAUGGCCACACAUCUCACAAUGCUAGUUAUGAGCAUGAGGGAGUAUAAGGAGUGUUCUCCUGAGCUGGUUGGACACCAGGACAUUCUCCCAGCAUUAGGUUAGAGCAGCCUGAGGGCUGAUUUAACUUCCAUCUACUGCUGAUAGCCUUAAAGGCCAGUAAGCAAUUGAGAAUCACCAGGAUGCAAGGAAGCUUCAGCCAAGCUCUUUACACUGUCAACAAGGAGGAGGUUGUCAUAAGAACCCCUAUGCCAGUUGCAUAUCACUGAACAAUCUUCUUAAAUGAAAAUGAUGGCUGGAAGUUGACACUAGACAAAUUCAGACUGGAAAUACAAUGUAAAUGUUCUAAUCAACCAUUGGAACAAUUUGCCGGAGGU
Chelonoidis abingdonii (Abingdon island giant tortoise) is the source of this 7916-nucleotide messenger RNA. It is a transcript of the gene TRHDE, whose product is annotated as thyrotropin releasing hormone degrading enzyme. Lineage: Eukaryota; Metazoa; Chordata; Testudines; Testudinidae. Gene Ontology annotation, biological process: peptide catabolic process; proteolysis. The record is from RefSeq and is a predicted model, not a curated record. Gene Ontology annotation, molecular function: zinc ion binding; peptide binding; metalloaminopeptidase activity. Gene Ontology annotation, cellular component: cytoplasm; membrane.